Scophthalmus maximus (turbot) is the source of this 2936-nucleotide messenger RNA. RefSeq lists its product as uncharacterized. NCBI's taxonomy places the organism in Eukaryota, Metazoa, Chordata, Actinopteri, Pleuronectiformes, Scophthalmidae. The transcript has 2 exons. The coding region runs from base 1614 to 2936 and encodes 440 amino acids. The record is from RefSeq and is a predicted model, not a curated record.
GGCUGGUGAGUCAUGGGCUUAGCGCUCCCUGUCCAGUGAGCGGCCAGAGUGUCUGGUGUGAUGCCCCGCCCCAGCGGUGUGUCAGGAAUGCGCGGCCUCUGAUUGGUCGGCUAUACCUGUUCAAUGAAACCUAAUCCCAGGACUGACACCUGUUGGCUGUGUUUGCACCGUGUGAUUCGGUAUAUGUUGUGAGUUUUCUCGAAAAGUAUGGAAAUACAUCUUUGCAAGAACAUCACAACACAAAAAAUGUGCUUUGUGUUGUUUUUCCCGAAAGCUAUGCAAAUAACGACAAUAAUAAUACAAUAAAGUUUGUUAGCAUCCAUGGCUAUCGACAGAGGGCAGGGUGUGUAAUCUGCGUAGAAUUAAUUUAAUUAAUUUGAAUGAAACCCAUCUGCAAGGAAUGUAUAAUAAAUUAGAGAAAAUAUUUUCUAAGGUUAAUAAUAUGAUCCAGGACUGGACCAAGUGGCUUUCGUCUGUCUCUCUUUGUUAACUUGUACAUUCUUGCACGCAUAAAUACCUUCAUAUCAACAUGUAUGUUUUUAGCAAUGUGAUUUAAGGAAAACACCAAUAUUUCAGCUCUGAAACAGUCAUAACCUAAAUUCCCAGACAAGCCAGGGUGUCAGAAAGCAGAAAGAGUGACACACAUCUAGAUUCUGAGUAACAUGUCACACUGCAUGACUCAGUUUACAGCAGCAGUCGACGCUACAGUGUCCACAGGCCUUCUGAGUUUGAGCCUGAUAAAGUCAAAAUGUCGACAAUAAAAUGUCAACAUUCAAGUCCAAUUCUGAACACUAGCAGCUCGCAAAGCUGCUCUGAAAUUGAUGGACCAGAAGAGUUGACUUUAUUCUCAAAAUGUCAACUUUAUUCUCGCAAUGCAAAAAAUCUUCCUCUGAUUUAGUUUGACUUUAUUCUCUUCAACAUUUUAGCUUCAUUGUCAAUUUUUGUUCUUAUCCGUUGGCUCUAACAGUCUUCCGUAGAAACCAGCAGAGACAUUUGCAUCGCGCUUUGCUCCGAGCGUUACUUUGGGCCCUACAUGUGAACCCAAGUCUACAGUAAUUGCACAACGGUAACUUCAUAGAUUUUGCUCAGGGGCACGCGGCAUUGAACUGAAGCUAAUCUCCAGCACAGUGUGUCACUCAUCAGCUUCCAGAAAUCACUGUGAUCCAUAAGAUAAACCAGGAGUCUCUCACACAUUUUCAACUGUCUUCUACUCUUUUAAAUUACCGUUUGUACCAAUGCCAUAAAAGUUGACAUGGAUUUAUCUCUCUGAAUACCUUCGUGAACUUGACUAGCAAGUAAACAUGCCUGUGAGCAUCAAGAGGAGGAGCUGACUGCCGACCGUCACGACAAGUUGUUCUUAUUUAGAGUAAGAAAGUCAAAUUGCCGCUUGCUGUUUAGUUUGUCUCAGCUUUGCCUCUGAGCUGUACUGAGGUGUAAGCUGUCUGCUAGAAAAGAAAAGUCGAAGAGAAUUUGAAUUUAAUCAUUUCUGAGGCACCAGGACAGGGUGAGGAGACUGGAUGGAGCUUCCUAUGUGAGUAAACUCAGAUUUUACAUCAACAUUUUUUUAUAUCAACAUAUUGUAUAUUAAAUGUAUCAUCCACAGCUCUUUGUUGAUGAGUCUAUUGUUUUCAUUCAGGUCAAACUGCAAACGACCUCGGUUCAGUGGUUAUGAAAACGAGCCUCCGCUGAGCUCGAAGAAAUGUUUGUCCAGUCUCAAAACUCUGCUGGACAGAUAUCCCACCAACAGCUCCGACCGGGCCACACAGCAUGCCAGACUGAUGGCAUGUCGUGGUCACCUCUGCACACGUGAGGCCGGAAACCUGACGAGCGAUAAGCUCUUCUCUGAGCAGAUAUCAUCCUGGGCUGACACACAGAACUCUGUGAAGAAAGUGCUGGAGCACCUUGUGUACCUCGGAAAAGCCACCGGUGACAUUUUCCUCAAUGACGCGGUUGCCAAGAAGUUUUUGGAGUUCCAUCGUGACAUCACCGAGGAGUGCGGCGCGGAGGAGAAACAGCAUUCUUGGGCUGUUAUUGAGAAAGAGGAGGAGAUCGUCAUGUAUGGACCGUACUAUCCCAACUACAGCAAAGGAAUACACAGCGAAGACAUCAUUAUCCAACAGACGGAGGAGCUUCUGGAGUCGGAGGUAUUCUCCCAGCAGUGGAAGGUGUAUGUUUUCACCAUGAACAGCCCGUGUUUGGCCCGAAACACCGAGCCAUGCAUGAUCAACCUGGUUCAGAAAGCUCACGCGUGGUGGACUGCGUAUGGAGUCAAGACUCAUAUUGGUUUUGUGAGAUGCUGGGGCUUCAGAGGAACCAAAGAAACGCUGUUCAGGGACAUUGACUACGGCCACGUGGACUGUAUAAAUCAGACAGGAAACCAUGGCGACUAUGUAGAAGCAGCUAAAAAUAGAACUAAUCUAAAUCCUUUAUGUGAAAAUCUGAGGUUCGCUGUUAAACACCUCCUGACAUGUGCAGAUCUGAGUUUCCCCCUGAUGACCACUGUGCAGGAACAGGACUGGAAUAGCUACUUCAAAAAGAUGCAUAGCAUUUUUGAAUGCAAACCAGAGGGUGAGAAAAAAGUCUUUGCACAGAAGCUGGACGCCGCGAUCGAAGCUGCAAGAGCUCUGCUUUCAGCGAAAAGCAGGAGCUUUGACAAGCAUCUAGAAGGCGGGAAGGCGUUCCCGCUCCAUUCCACUUUUGCUCCACAAGUGUCUGAAGCCCUCCAGGACGAAAUGACACUCGCUUUUCAACAGUGUUGGAGGGAGAUGGUACAAGACAAAUAUGCAGAUUUCCUCAGGGGGAAGCUGACUGAACAGUUCAACCAGUGUGCCGUGCAGCUUUUUAUCAAGGAUAUCGUGAAGUUCACAGACAGGUACUUACACAUUGGAAGGAUAAAGUUUUCCAAAGAACACAUGGCUGCUUUUGAAGCAGAAUGA